AUGCCGAGGCUGAUAACCGCUCGAAAAGAGCGGAACAGGUUCUUCACGCCGAUCGCCCAUCUCCCAGCACGAGCUCGAGACACCGACAGGGAGCUCGGACGCGUCAACCGUCCGGUCCCCCAGCUCGCCGUCUCCUCGGGGUGGAGACAGAACCCCCGACGCUGGAAAUGCUCGGAAUAUUCGGACGCGGAUAUUCCGCUUUCCCUCGAGCCGCAGCCGAAGGAGCGGUGCAGGCGGCGCUACCUGUGCUGCAGAAGGCUCCACCACGUCCUGGAAGACGACGAGGUUGAGAUUGGAUAUGACUCGUCCCUUCCCCGACCCGAGCCCACCUUCAGAGACUGGACGCUGAACCGGUACCCUGACGGGCCAUGCCUAUACGUACAAACGUACGUGCCAGGCUCAGGUCCUCCCCUCACCCGGCCCACGCUGCUGUUGUUCAACGAGGUCAACAAGGCAGCCAUCAUUGACACCUUCGUCAGGAUGCAGGGGCUGAGAAAGACGAUAUUUUACCAGCUCAUGUACCCGGAUGAGGGUGAUGUCAAGGUCACCAUUGCAGCUUUCGCUAUCACCAACAACCCGGUGCUCAACAAAUUUGACACCGUCUUCAACAAGCGGCGUCGCCUCGACCGAGUGCGCUAACGUGGCGGUCACCUUUUUCGUCAUUCUCUUGUUUUAUUCUUGUUUCAACGACGCGAAAUACCACUAGUCGAGGACAAGAGCAGUCCCUAAUAAUCUACAGCAACACCCAGCCAUUUGAAACCUAGAGCAACGGGAACUAAUUAGUGGUUAGGGUUUGGCCGAGACUUAAAACUUUCUUGGUCGCCGGUAUGGGCGUUUGAGAUCUGAGCUUUUGAUGGUGUUGUUCUUGG
Lasiosphaeria miniovina is the source of this 869-nucleotide messenger RNA. RefSeq lists its product as uncharacterized. Bases 1 to 639 code for a protein of 212 amino acids. The transcript is spliced from 3 exons. NCBI's taxonomy places the organism in Eukaryota, Fungi, Ascomycota, Sordariomycetes, Sordariales, Lasiosphaeriaceae. The record is from RefSeq and is a predicted model, not a curated record.